UCCUAAGGAGGCUAAUCAAUUCUGGUUUCAACACUGAGCCUAUUUAAAAUAGAUAAUGGAAUUGCUGUUCCUUGUCCUGCUCUCUCUGCACAUUCUCAAGAUUGAGGCAGUAGGCCACUGGUGCUAUCAGUCACAGAAGUACAAGCAGCCGAGCUGUGAAGAACCUCGAAGAUGGUAUUUAAUAAACAACACCUGCAAAGAAAGCAAACAGUCACCUAUCAAUAUUGUCACCAAAAAUGUCAUUUAUGAUGAUAGCCUGAAGCCUCUGAAUUUUGAAGGAUAUGAUGUCCAGGGGUCUUCCAAAUGGAACAUAGAAAAUAAUGGGCAUACAGUUAAAGCAACGUUUAGCACAACCCCUAAAAUUGGAGGCGGAGGUCUGAAAAGAAAAUACAAGGCCAUUGAGCUUCAUUUCCACUGGGGAGUCCAAGACAUCCACUACCUGCCUGGGUCRGAACACAGCAUAGAUGGGGAAAAAACAGCCAUGGAGCUUCACCUUGUCCACAUAAGAGAAGAUCUUCCAGAUAUAACAGAAGCAAAGAAAAAUGAGAACGGUAUAGCUGUGUUAGCGUUCUUUAUAGAGGUUGGAGACGAAAAUAAAAAAUAUGCACCUCUAAUAAAUGAAUUAGACAAUAUUAAAUACAAAGAGUACGUAGCACAGAUGGAUGCCUUGCCGCUAUUCUCUCUUCUCCCAAAUGAGGAAGAUCUGGCAAGAUACUACCGGUACAUAGGGUCCCUCACCACCCCGGACUGCCACGAGGGUGUCAUCUGGACCGUGUUUGAGAAGCCGGUGGCACUCAGCCUGGCACAGGUUUCUCAGUUCUCAAUGGUUUACUUUGGUGGCAAAAACUCAACAACACACAUGGUUGAAAAUUUCCGGCCUGUGCAGCCGCUGAAUGACCGAAGCAUUUACUGGUCUGGUGCCAGCCUCCCGCAGCCUUCUGCUCGGGUCUUAAUGCUGCUCUCAGUCCUCACAUAUAUCCUGAGUUCUCUCCUUCAAUGAAGACUUCUCACCUCAUUCAAGGUCCUCGUUUUUGUUUUUGUGUUUUUUUGCUUUGUUUUGGGUUUUUU
Messenger RNA from Nothoprocta perdicaria, 1068 nucleotides. It is a transcript of the gene CA4, whose product is annotated as carbonic anhydrase 4. The coding region runs from base 56 to 1000 and encodes 314 amino acids. Gene Ontology annotation, molecular function: carbonate dehydratase activity; zinc ion binding. Lineage: Eukaryota; Metazoa; Chordata; Aves; Tinamiformes; Tinamidae. The record is from RefSeq and is a predicted model, not a curated record. Gene Ontology annotation, cellular component: plasma membrane. The transcript is spliced from 8 exons.